This is a messenger RNA of Arachis stenosperma, 1195 nucleotides long. Its product is annotated as polyprenol reductase 2-like. Gene Ontology annotation, biological process: dolichol-linked oligosaccharide biosynthetic process; polyprenol catabolic process. Gene Ontology annotation, molecular function: 3-oxo-5-alpha-steroid 4-dehydrogenase activity. The transcript is spliced from 6 exons. Bases 79 to 1092 code for a protein of 337 amino acids. Gene Ontology annotation, cellular component: endoplasmic reticulum. The record is from RefSeq and is a predicted model, not a curated record. NCBI's taxonomy places the organism in Eukaryota, Viridiplantae, Streptophyta, Magnoliopsida, Fabales, Fabaceae.
ACCGUCACCUACCUAGUACUCACAAAAAUAACUAUGUUUCUCUGUUGAAGGUUCCAUCAUCAUCAUCAUCUUAUAGUAAUGGAGUUGGAGAUGCAUACGGUCCUUGCUCAAUUGCUGAGACUAGCAUGGAUCGCUGGUACACUUCCCAUUCUCAUCGCUUCAAUCCCAAUUCCCAAACUCAACUUCUUCCAUACAAUAUUGUUGGGUUUUGCUAGAAGGGGAAAAAUCAUGCACUCAUCUUCCCAGAAAUUCACACUCCCUCAGAGAUUCUUCUUGCACUUCUAUAUUGUUGCAUCAAUAUGGACAACGUUCUUGCUUGUUGCAACUUGGUGUUAUGCAUACACAGUGGUGCCACCGGUUAGGGAAUCAUCUGCAUACUCUACCAUUACAAGCUACUUGAUCGGAGGCUCAGCUCUGAGAACUGAUUCAACUACAAUGUUUCAGAGGCAUGCUGUUUGGCAAGCUGUUUUUCUUCUUUUGUUAAUGGAAGCUCAAGUGUUGAGACGCCUAUUUGAAACCAUAUAUGUAUUUAAAUAUAGCCCCUCUGCCCGCAUGCACAUCCUUGGUUAUCUCACUGGAAUGUUCUUCUACCUAGCAGCACCACUGUCGCUAUGUGCUGAUUGCGCCUUAGAUGUGUUUUACUUCCUGGUAAAUCUAGUCACCAAGUUCAUCGUCGUAGGCAAGGAUCAUAUGCCACCAGUGGAGGUAGAACUUUGGCAAGUUGUAAAUCCUCUCGUCAGACUUGGAUGGAGGCAUUGGAUUGGCGCCGCUGCUUUUUUCUGGGGUUGGAUUCAUCAACAAAGAUGCCAUAAGAUUCUUGGUUCGCUUCGAGAUUCAAGACAAGCAGAGGAAUAUGCAAUUCCUCACGGUGAUUGGUUUGAAAUUGUUUCCUCUCCACAUUAUCUCUCUGAAAUGGUUAUAUACGGCAGUUUUGUGGUUGCCACUGGAGGAUCCGAUCUAACCAUAUGGCUACUAUUUGUUUUUGUGCUGGCAAAUCUGUCAUUUGCAGCAGUGGAAACACAUAGGUGGUAUCAUCAGAAAUUUGAAGAUUAUCCAAGUAGUCGGUUUGCUGUUAUACCAUAUAUUCUCUGAGAUUAUGAGACAAAUAGACAAUGCUUUUCAUGUUAGAUUGAUGUAAAGCAACUCGUUACUUCUCAUAGAUGUGCCUGUGCGUAUGAACUUAUUUUGUUUAUAG